CGAGGGUGCCUCGCUCCGAAAACGCAUAAAUCCCCCGCCACUGCGCCAGCCGACUUUAGAAUCACCCCGACGCCCGAGUCGGCGUGUGUCAACCCAGUGUGUGAAAAACCUCGUUUCGAAAAACCUUGAACCACGAAUCCGCGGAUUCGAUUCCGUUUACCGGAUCUAAAAACAAACGUAACUCGGCGACACGAUAAUAUACAAAUAUAGGUACGAUAUCGCGGCUAUAAAUAUAAUUGCGUUACUCGCUGUGUAGGCGCAACCUGUGUUUCGUUUCUUUUCCUUCUUCUUCUUCCUCUUUUACUUCUCAAAGUACGAAAAAACAAUACAGUGAAGAUUCAGCAGAAGUGAGAUGGAGCUACAAGAGAUGUUCCGUUACGGAUACAUGUUUCCACCGAGGGAGGACGAGGUGGUGUCCUGCGCGUAUCUGGAUUUACCGAGUUACGCCUAUUCGAAGAGCAAAUCCGACCUGCCACCGGUAAGCACGAUCUCGAUACCUCAGUGCAUCGUUUACGACGGGAACCGGAGCGAUGGAUGGCACACGCCGAGUCCAACCGCGAGCUUGCGUUCGGUUAGUCCCGCCACAACUUUGUCCAUAUCGUCCGAGCCCGAGACCGUAACCACUCCAGUCACCUACCGUUUGCUAGGCUCGAUGGAGGAGUUGAACAAGAGGUACGGGGCAAAGAGGAGGAGUACGGCGACGAUGAAUCGCGGCACGGAGGAGGUGAACAGUAUGGACGCUGAUUCCACCGAUGGAAACGGGGAUCCCGAGGCGGAGACGGAGCACGAGAAGGCGCAGUCGUCGAGAGGGAGCGUGAUCAGCAACGGUAGCAGUUUCUCGGAUGGGAUCGUGGACGGUGACAGCGAGGACGAGGCCGAGAUGAGCGACUGCGCGGAUCACGUGGGGUCGGGGAUGGACGGGAGCGGGGGUAACCGGAGCGGCGUGGCUAGGAGAAGGGGGAAAUACGUGAGCUCGACGAUCGUGAGGAAACGGAGAUUGGCCGCGAACGCGAGGGAACGGAGGAGAAUGCAGAAUUUGAACAAGGCGUUCGACAGGUUGAGGGCGUAUCUUCCCUCUUUGGGCAACGACAGGCAACUAUCGAAAUACGAAACGCUUCAGAUGGCGCAGUCCUACAUCACGGCUCUUUACGAUCUGUUGCAGUAAUCGCGCCUUUUCAGUAGGGGAGGGGAUGAGAGAGAGAAUUGUCGUGUCGGACGAACUUUGGCAAUGAUGUAUUACGAUCCGGGAAGGAACCGGAGUGUCAGUGAAGAAAUUGAGAGUAGGAGUAUUGAAUUCUUAAAUUUUCACAAGAUUAACAAGGGAAACAUUAUUUUUUACAGUUGUAAUUACAGAAUUUCGUCUUAUGAUUCUUAUAAAAUUGUGUAUCGCCUCGUUUAUUAUUUUAUUUUUUUCUACAAAACAUAAAUAUUAUCGUUGUAAUAUUUAUCAUAUUAUGGAAACGUAGCGUGGAGACAAUUUUUUGUAAAUACUAGGACAUUGUGUAAAUGUUGUAAGAUAUUUUAAUUGCGUAGAUUUUUAGCGAGAUAAUGUAUUAUAAAAAAAAAAAAAAAGAAAAAAAAAAGAAAAAGAGGACCAAGUCAGGUACUAUAUAAUUUAUUGUAUUAUACAAAUGUAUUAAUGCGCUCUUUGAGACUGAGAGAAAAGAAAAAAAAA
Molecule: messenger RNA, 1675 nt
Organism: Apis mellifera (honey bee)
Lineage: Eukaryota; Metazoa; Arthropoda; Insecta; Hymenoptera; Apidae
Product: protein atonal
Exons: 1
Coding region: 353-1165 (270 amino acids)
Molecular function (GO): protein dimerization activity
Source: RefSeq, a predicted model, not a curated record